Molecule: messenger RNA, 2191 nt
Organism: Pyricularia grisea
Lineage: Eukaryota; Fungi; Ascomycota; Sordariomycetes; Magnaporthales; Pyriculariaceae
Exons: 2
Coding region: 531-2111 (526 amino acids)
Biological process (GO): ribosomal large subunit assembly
Cellular component (GO): nucleolus
Molecular function (GO): protein binding
Source: RefSeq, a predicted model, not a curated record
UUUCAGGGUAUCAGGGGUGGGGACUACAUACAGCCUUGAUUCCAUGGGAAAAUACAAGCUGAGCUGAACCCUCCUCCCAUACAACAGACGGAAUUGUUCAUGCGAUUUGCCGUUUGUGAAUUUUGCUCAUCAUGUACGUUUAGUUUCCGUAACAUCUGAAGAAAAACAGAGCAUUUAUACUCUAGAGCUAGUGCUUAAUCCAUGGCCAGCCGGACUGAUGCUCUUCAGCAGUUUGAAUAUGAAAUCUUUUUUUAAAAGAGGGUCAAUAUGGCGGGGGAAAGUGGAGCUGCGCAAAGUUGGGGUAGGCGGACAGAAAAAAUAAGCUGGGCAGAAAAAAGUUUGGCGGGAUGAUUUUGUUGUAUGGGAGCUAUUGAGAGACAGAGGAACAUUUGGUAGAGACUCUUCAAAUCGUCAAGAGAACAUUAACUACCGCAACCUUCCGACUCGAGUUUCUACCGAAGUUGCUAGAGUACUAUAGCACGCAGGUGCUAGUUGGUUUUUCAAAAGACCAUCGAAAAAAUUUCUUCGCAAUGGCGACCGUCGCCCCGCCGCCCUCCAAGCGGCAACGCCGCGAGCAGGCGGCCAGAGCCACGACCCAGCAGGACGUGACGGCGGUCCUCGCUCCCCCGACCGGCUCCUUCCGGGCCCGUUUCGUCUCCGGAUCCGACGGCUCGCCGCUUGCGGACGCCGUUGAGAUCCCUCUUGCCGACGCCUCAGAGAAGAACGUGUCGCUCCUGCUAAACACCCUCCUGGGCCGCGACGCCGACGAGUCCGUCCCCUACCGCUUCCGCAUCCUGCUACCCCCCGGCAAGGGUAACAAGGAGGAGAUAGUCAUAGACAGCUACCCAUCGGACCUUGGGGCGCUGCUGCGUCAGCACGGCAUCGAGGACGCCUUCGAGACGACUUUGACGCUCGCGGCCGAGCCCCAGGCCGUCUUCAAGGUGCAGGCGGUCAGUAGGCUGGCGCACCGCAUCCCGGGCCACGGUGAACCCAUCCUCUGCGCGCAGUUCAGCCCGGCGUCGUCUGCGCGGCUCGCGACCGGCUCCGGAGAUAACACGGCGCGGAUAUGGGACGCCGAGACGGGGACGCCCAAGCACACCCUCAAGGGCCAUGCCGGGUGGGUUCUCGGCGUGAGCUGGUCGCCCGACGGGACGCGACUGGCCACGUGCAGCAUGGACAAGACAGUGCGGAUCUGGGACCCGGAGACGGGCAAGCAGGUCGGCAGCGAGCUCAAGGGUCACGCAAAGUGGGUGCAGGGCAUCGCGUGGGAGCCGCUGCACCUGUGGCGCGACGGGACCCCGAGGCUGGUGUCGGCGAGCAAGGACUUUACGGCCAGGAUAUGGACGGUCAACACGGGGCGGACCGAGCACGUGCUGAGCGGACACAAGGGGAGCGUCAGCUGUGUGCGCUGGGGCGCCGGCAACGGCACCGGCGUCGUGUACACGGCGUCGCACGACAAGACGGUCAAGGUCUGGGACGCCGUCAAGGGUACCAUGCUGCACGACCUCAAGUCCCACGCUCACUGGGUGAACCACCUCGCGCUCUCGACCGACUUUGUCUGCCGUACCGGCUUCUUUGACCACACUAAGACGGUGCCUGCCACAGCCGAGGAGAAGACGGCCAAGGCAAAGGAGAGAUACGAAAAGGCGGCUAAGGUCGGCGGCAAAAUUGUCGAGCGGCUGGUCAGUGCCAGUGACGACUUUACCAUGUAUCUGUUUGACCCGUUGAACGACGGGACGAAACCCAUCGCCAGGAUGAUAGGGCACCAGAAGCAGGUCAACCACGUCACGUUCUCUCCUGACGGGUCGAUGAUUGCCAGUGCGGGUUGGGAUAACGCCACCAAGCUGUGGAAUGCCCGAGACGGUAAGUUCAUCAACACCCUCCGAGGCCACGUGGCACCCGUCUACCAGUGCUCGUUCUCGGCCGACUCGAGACUGCUCGUUACGGCAUCCAAAGACACAACUCUCAAGGUGUGGAACGUAAGGACAGGAAAGCUUGCAACAGAUCUGCCGGGUCAUGAGGAUGAGGUCUACGGUGUGGAUUGGAGCCCGGACGGCCAGCGCGUUGGGUCGGGUGGUAGAGACAAAGCAGUUCGACUUUGGAGAAAUUAAGGGCAGAAAUCACAAUGACAGUACAUAUGCUAGAUACCCUGACGAACAUGACAUGAUAGAAAAUAAUAGAAGAAUACGAA